AUGAGGACUCUGGUCACCAAGUACCUGCUUCCUCUGUUGUUGCUGCUGCUGCUGCCAGUGCAGCCUCAAACCCAUUGGAAGGAGAGAUUCCCAGGAGCAACUGAAGACUUUUUAGAUUAUUUGGAAGAUAUUUAUAGUUCAGGGCCUACCAGACCACCUACCAAAGCCAAAUUCAUAGAAAAGGUCAUUGCUAAUAAGCAGAGAAAAAUAACCGAUGGGGAUUAUUGUAAUGAUGAAAUUAAGUACAAAAAUGUUCACUAUAAGCUUGGUUGUGUGCAAAGCCACUACUUCAUCAAUACAACAUAUGAAGUUUUGCAGAACGUCUGCACCACUCACCCUGAGGUGCCAUGCAAGAAUGGAAUUAGAAGGUGUAGGGCAAGCAGCUUCUUAAUAAAGGCAGUAUAUUGUAUGUUAACAUCAGGAACAAGGAUGCCAGAAUGCUACUAUGACAGUUUUGAAAGGAACGGUUAUGUCCUUAUGACUUGUCGAUGGCACAAUGAAACCCGAGAAUUUCUUCCUGACCAUGUACAAGAUGUAAUACAACCCUAA
Messenger RNA from Castor canadensis (American beaver), 549 nucleotides. RefSeq names its product ribonuclease A family member 9 (inactive) (gene Rnase9). NCBI's taxonomy places the organism in Eukaryota, Metazoa, Chordata, Mammalia, Rodentia, Castoridae. The record is from RefSeq and is a predicted model, not a curated record. Gene Ontology annotation, molecular function: nucleic acid binding. Gene Ontology annotation, biological process: defense response to Gram-positive bacterium.